Anthostomella pinea is the source of this 495-nucleotide messenger RNA. The record is from the annotation of a GenBank genome assembly. Lineage: Eukaryota; Fungi; Ascomycota; Sordariomycetes; Xylariales; Xylariaceae.
AUGACUGACCAAACCCACAUUGCUACUCUCGACUCGACCCUGGUCGAUAGACUGCCAGCCUACUCGAAGACGCUCUUCGACGGAAAGGCCUCCAAGAAGCUCACUUUCGAGGCCAUCGCGAAGGAACUAGGCCGUAGCGAAGUUGCCGUAGCCGCGCUGUUCUACGGCCAGGCCCAGGCGUCGGCCGAGGAUGUAGAGAAGCUGUCGAAGCUGUUGGGGGUCCCCAAGGAGAGCCUGGAAUCGGCCAUGAUGGGAUUCCCCGACCGCGGCCGCGCCGGACCCAUGCCUCCGGUCGAGCCCCUGAUCUAUCGGUUGUACGAGAUUGUGCAGAACUACGGAUAUGCGUUCAAGGCCGUCAUGAACGAGAAGUUUGGCGACGGUAUCAUGAGCGCCAUUGCGUUCUCCUCCAAGGUUGAGAAGGAGGUGGACCAGGACGGAGUGGCUUGGGUCAACAUCACCCUGCGGGGCAAGUGGUUGCCUUUCACCCGCUUCUAG